GCAAAGCUUGCGUUGGGUUCAAAACGUUUCAGUCCGGUACUCCAACAUUGAAUUCCAAACCCAACACUAUGUUCAACUUAGAUUCUCUCUGUUUCUUUAAGACAAAUCUGCAAAGUGUAAUCAUCAUUCUUCAACCUGUUUCAACCGUUACCGGAACAAUCGAGCUCCUAUUCUAUCACCAUGCUUAAGGUCCCAGAGCAUCAAGUCGCCGGUCGACAGGCCAUCGACGGCAAACUCGGCCCUCUCAUAGACAAUUCGGGCCAUUUUUACAAGCCUCUACAAGACGACGACGAACGCGGCACCAGAGAACUAACCUUCUACCACUCAUUCUCAUCCAACACCCGUAUUCCACACCACAUCCGCCGAUUCUUCCCUGUUUUCCACGGCACCCAACUCUUAAAAGCCUCCGACAGGUCCGGUUUACGUCCCCACCUCGUCUUACAAGACAUAACUUCCGACCACCUCAACCCAUCCAUCUUGGACAUCAAAAUCGGUUCCAGAACAUGGUACCUCGAAGCAUCAAAUGAUUAUAUCCAAAACUGCUUCCACAGAGACAAAACAACCACUACUGUCUCUCUAGGUUUUAGAAUAUGCGGACUACAAAUAUACAAUGAAUCGGGUUUUUGGAAACCGGGAAGGAAACUAGUCCGGAACUUUACAGCAGAUGAUGUUAGAUCGGUUUUAAGGAAGUUUGUUUCGUCGAAUGUUGGACCGGAACCGGAUUGUUGCUUUGCUGGUAGCGUAUACGGUGGUUGUGAUGGGAUUUUGGAACGUUUAUUGGAGCUGAAAACAUGGUUUGAAGAUCAAACCAUGUACCAUUUUCGUUCGUGUUCGGUUCUGCUCUUGUUCGAUAAGGAAUCGUUUUUGAGAGGAAAGACACCAUUUGCUGAAGUUAAGCUUAUUGAUUUCGCUCAUGUUGUGGACGGCAAUGGUGUUAUCGAUCAUAACUUUUUGGGUGGAUUAUGCUCGUUUAUUAAGUUUGUUUCUCAGGUUCUCGCCGAUUCAAAGGGAUCCACGAUGGAAGAUAAAAUUUAAAGAAUCGGAUAAGAAAUAUGCAUGUGCACGUACGUACUCAGAAAUAAAAGUGAAUAUACAUGAGACCUCUAUAAUAUUAACAAUACGAGGACAAUUUAGAAUAAAGUUAAUAUUUAUUGUUUAAA
Molecule: messenger RNA, 1160 nt
Organism: Gossypium raimondii (Peruvian cotton)
Lineage: Eukaryota; Viridiplantae; Streptophyta; Magnoliopsida; Malvales; Malvaceae
Product: inositol polyphosphate multikinase beta
Exons: 2
Coding region: 181-1035 (284 amino acids)
Biological process (GO): inositol phosphate biosynthetic process
Cellular component (GO): nucleus; cytoplasm
Molecular function (GO): inositol-1,4,5-trisphosphate 3-kinase activity; inositol tetrakisphosphate kinase activity
Source: RefSeq, a predicted model, not a curated record